Molecule: messenger RNA, 989 nt
Organism: Schistosoma bovis
Lineage: Eukaryota; Metazoa; Platyhelminthes; Trematoda; Strigeidida; Schistosomatidae
Source: the annotation of a GenBank genome assembly
AUAUAUAUAUAUAAAUAUUUCAAUGGAGGUUAAAUAUCCAUAGAAACUGUUGUAAAAAUAAAGAAAAGAAAAAAGAGAAAAAAAGAAGUAAAACUAAACAAAUCAUAAUUUCCAUGAACUCUGGCUAAACAUUUUCAAAAUUUGAAUGUUAUUAAACAAUUUUCAAUAUUCUAUAAAUUUAUGAUAAGAAAGGGAGAAAAAUAAAAAGAAAAAAGAAAAGGAAAGAAAAGUAAAAAGAAAGAAAAAUAAAAAAGAAAGAAAAACGACAAGAAAUUUAAUUCUUUUGAUUUUGUUACAUAUUGUUUCUCAAAAAAAAAAAGAAAAAAAGAAAAAAGAAACAAAACAUACAUACAUACCAUGUCCAUUUUUCGAUUAUUAUGUUUUUUAAUUACAAUUAUAUUGGCAAUUUGUACAUUAGGGGUUGGUUUAAUUUUAUCACCAUAUUGGAAAGAUAAUGAAGAACCACCAAGAGGAGCUAAAAUUCAUUUAUCAUUAAGUUUAAUAUCGAUACUUUUUCUUGGUGCAUCAGGUCUUUUAAUUCUUGUCUCUAUUGUAUCUGGACCAGGUAGAACAAAGAAAAUAAUUAUUAUUACAAUGAUAUUACUUAUUUUAACUAUUGGCUUUCUCUGUGCAUCAAUUGUAUACAUGUUUACUCAAGUGAAUCAUUCUUUUGCAUUUUGGAUAUUUGCAUCAUUAUGGAUAAGUGUUACAUGUAUACCAUUUGGUUUAUGUAUUCUUUAUACAAAACCAAUUCAAAUGGAUCGUCUUUAAUUGAUUAAUUCUAUAAUGUUUAUUGAUUAUCAAUGAUAAUAAUGAUAUGUUCAUAUGGACGUUUUAAUUUCAUAGUAAACCAAAGCCAAGAAAAGAUUACUACUAUUAUUACUAGAUAUGUUAAAUAUGUUUAUCUAUUUCUUGUAUAAAAUCAAUGAAAUAUCAAUAAAUAAUUAUAAAUAAAUGGUUUUAAUUAAUAUAUAAAUCGAACAAUUUCA